This is a messenger RNA of Linum tenue, 996 nucleotides long. The record is from the annotation of a GenBank genome assembly. Lineage: Eukaryota; Viridiplantae; Streptophyta; Magnoliopsida; Malpighiales; Linaceae.
AUGGCAAUCUCCGCCUCCGCCACAGCUUCCACUUCCUCAAGGCUAGCCGCCGUCUACCCACCAGCCGCCGUUUCCCCCUCCUCUGCGGCCGCUAUUCCUACUUUCAACUUCGCCUCGAAACCAGCCAAAUUGACCCUCCUCUCCUCCUCCUUCAUCUCCCCUUUCCUCCCCACCACCACCACCACCACCUCCCUCCCGCGCCGCCGCGGCGGAGCCUCAUUCACAGUACGGGCGGCGAGGGGAAAGUUCGAGCGGAAGAAGCCCCAUCUCAACAUCGGCACAAUUGGCCAUGUCGACCACGGCAAGACAACCUCACCGCCGCCCGCCCCCAAGAAGUACGACGAAAUCGACGCCGCACCCGAGGAGAGAGCCCGCGGUAUCACAAUUAACACCGCCACCGUCGAGUACGAGACCGAGAACCGCCACUACGCCCACGUCGACUGCCCCGGCCACGCCGAUUACGUCAAGAACAUGAUUACCGGCGCUGCGCAGAUGGACGGGCUCAUGGAUGCUGUGGAUGAGUACAUUCCAAUCCCACAACGGCAGACCGAGUUGCCUUUCUUGCUUGCUGUGGAAGAUGUGUUCUCCAUCACAGGAGUUGAGAUGUUCCAGAAGAUUUUGGAUGAGGCGUUGGCUGGGGAUAAUGUUGGGCUGUUGCUUAGAGGGAUGGUGUUGGCUAAACCCGGGUCUAUUACCCCGCACACUAAGUUUGAGGCCAUUGUGUAUGUGUUGAAGAAGGAAGAAGGAGGGAGGCAUUCGCCCUUUUUUGCAGGUUACAGGCCGCAGUUUUACAUGAGAACUACCGAUGUCACCGGGAAGGUUUCGUCUAUCAUGAACGAUAAGGAUGAGGAGUCGAAGAUGGUUAUGCCCGGUGAUCGAGUAAAGUUGGUGGUGGAGCUCAUUAUGCCCGUGGCUUGUGAACAAGGGAUGAGGUUUGCUAUCAGAGAAGGAGGGAAGACUGUUGGAGCUGGUGUUAUCCAGAAAAUCCUUGAGUAA